Acanthosepion pharaonis is the source of this 1257-nucleotide messenger RNA. NCBI's taxonomy places the organism in Eukaryota, Metazoa, Mollusca, Cephalopoda, Sepiida, Sepiidae. The record is from the annotation of a GenBank genome assembly.
AUGCCGAAUAUCCGUUGUCCGCCUCCUCCGAUGCCGAAUUUAUCCGUUGUCCUCCUUCGAUGCCGAAUUUAUCCGUUGUCCGCUCUCCUCCGAUGCCGAAUUUAUACGUUGUUGUCCGCCUCCGAUGCCGAAUUUAUACGUUGUCCGCCCUCCUCUGAUGCCAAAUUUAUACGUUGUCCGCCCUCCUUCCGAUGUCGAAUUUAUCUGUUUCCUCCUUCGAUGCCCGUUGUCCGCCCUCCUCCGGAUGCCGAAUUUAUACGUUGUCCGAUGCCCCUCCUCCGAUGCCGAAUUAUCCAUUGUCCGCCCUCCUCCGAUCCAUGUUGUCCCCUCCGAUGCCGAAUUUUUUAUCGUCCGCCCUCCUCCGAUGCCGCAUUGUCCCUCCUCCGGAUGCCGAAUUUAUACGUAGUCCGCCCUCCGAUGCCGAAUUUAUACGUUGUCCGCCCUCCUCCGAUGCCGAAUUCUAUCCAUUGUCCUCCUCCGAUGCCGAAUUUAUCCAUUGUCCGCCCUCCUCUGAUACCGAAUUUAUACGUUGUCCGCCCUCCUCCGAUGCCGGAGGCCGCCGUUGUCCGCCCUCCUUCGAUGCCGGGUAUACGUUGUCCGCUCACCUUCGGUAGCGUUAUACGUUGUCCGCCCUCCUCCGAUGCCGGGUAUACGUUGUCCGCCCUCCUCCGAUGCCAAAUUUAUACGUUGUCCGCCCGCCUCCGAUGCCGAAUUCGCCGUUGUCCGCCUCUCCGAUGCCGAAUUUAUCCGUUGUCCGCCCUCCUUCGAUGCCGGGUAUGUACGUUGUCCGCCCUCCUCGAUGUCGAAUUUAUCCAUUGUCCGACCUCUCCGAUACCGAAUUUAUACGUUGUCCGCCCUCCUCCGAUGCCGAAUUUAUCCGUUGUCCGCCCUCCACCGAUGCCGAAUUUAUCCAUUGUCCGCCCUCUCCGAUGCCGGUAUCCGUUGUCCGCCCUCCUCCGAUGCCGGAAUUUAUCCGUUGUCCGCCCUCCUUCGUGUUCUUAUCCGUUGUCCGCCCUCCUCCGAUGCCGAAUUUGCCGUUGUCCGCCUCCUCCCGAUGCCGGUUAUACGUUGUCCGCCACCUUCGAUAUCGGGUAUCCGUUGUCCGCCCCGCCUCCGAUGAAUUUAUCGUUGUCCGCCCUCCUCCGAUGCCGAAUUUAUACGUUGUCCGCCCUCUCCGACGCUGAAUUUAUACAUUGUCCGCCCCAUCUCCGAUGCCGAAUUUAUCCAUUGUCCGCCCCUCCUCCAUGGCGAAUUUGA